GUAACCCGCCGCCAAUGCGCCUCUGCACUCCUUCUACACCUUCCAACGCUUGUCCAGCAGGACGCUCUUAGCCAGCCCCAUCCGGUCCAGAGUGAGACUAGAGUUCAAGGAGAGGUACCAUGGCACGCGGCACAAAUACGCCAACACCUGCCAUUCCGAAGGUGUCGUUCAGUAAGGUGGAGGACAGCUCGUCACCUCAGCUGUGUGGGGUUCACGAUAUGCAAGCAAGAUCUUAUGGAUACAAUAAUUUCGAUCCGUUCCAGAGGCCGGAUCAUUAUAUUCGCUAUAUUGAACCCCUCGAGAUCGACCUUGCGAAGCAAGUAGAGUAUGACAUGGAUGAACAAGACCAAGAAUGGCUGAACGUUGUCAACGAAGAAAGGCACAACGACCAACAGAGUAGAGUCUCUCCUGAAGCUUUCGAAAUUAUCAUGGACAGAUUGGAGAAGGAGUGGUUCGAGCUGACGAAGAACAUACCGAAACCGGACAUGGCUCUUCCGUCGGAAGAUUCGACGUGUGCGAUCUGUGACGAUGCGGAGGGAGAAAACGCGAACGCGAUUGUAUUCUGUGAUGGGUGUAAUCUUGCUGUACAUCAGGAUUGUUAUGGUGUUCCAUACAUUCCUGAGGGUCAGUGGCUUUGCCGGAAAUGUACUGUCUCGCCAGAGAACCCCGUUUCCUGCAUUUUGUGUCCGAAUGAAGGAGGAGCAUUCAAGCAGACUGUAAGCGGAGACUGGGCGCAUCUACUAUGUGCAAUUUGGGUACCGGAAACGCGGGUUGCGAAUGACGUGUUCAUGGAGCCCAUAACGGGCGUCGACAAGAUUAAUAAACAGCGAUGGAAGCUUAAAUGCUCGUUAUGCGGUAUUCGCGAAGGUGCGUGCAUCCAGUGCAGCAAGAGCUCAUGCUUUCUCGCAUUCCACGCCACUUGCGCGCGACGACAAAAGCUUUUGAUGCCCAUGAAGAGUGCUCACGGAUCGGAGCCGGCGACUCUCGCCGCUUAUUGCGAGAAGCACCUUCCCAAAGAACAACUCGCUCUUCACGAAGCCGCCCUAGCCGAGCUCGACAAUUCUUUCGGUCAGGGUGAAUACGAUCUCUCAGAUGGACAUGGACACACGGCUACGCCUCGGACGUCGAAGAAAGCUCGUGCAUACGCGAAGACGUACAAGCUCGGUGCACCACUCGUACCUUGGAUUAUUGUUGACCGAAUUAUGCAGUAUACUGCGCGGAUCAAGAUCAGCAAGAAGGAACAGUUCUUGCUCCUGGCGUGCCGCUACUGGAGCUUGAAACGCGAGGCGCGUCGUGGUGCACCGUUGUUGAAGCGGUUGCAUCUUGAGCCGUGGUCUGCCAGCGCCGCUGGUAAAAUACAGUCCGAAGAGGAGGUGGCAAUUAAGCUAGACUACUUGAAGCGCCUCAGAAAAGACCUAGAAUCGGUUCGGAUGCUCGCGGAGUUGGCACGUAAACGAGAGACACAGAAGUUGAAGCAGGUACAAGUCCUCCAACAUGUUUGUUCGACAAUCUUCUAUCCUCACAUCCCGCAAAUGCGGCAAGCACUUGAGAAGAUCAUGGCUUUUGAUCGGUAUAGUUACUUCAGGGACCCCGUCUCGAAAACUGAGGUACCCGACUAUUUUGAAGUCAUCAGAAAGCCGAUGUGCUGGAGUAUGAUCGAAACCAAACUCAAGACAAACGACUACUGGAACAUCAAAGACUUCCAGGAUGAUGUUUGCCUCGUAGUCGAUAACGCAAUGUUGUACAACAAACGCGACUCACCUUUCAGCAAGACCGCAGCUAGAAUCAAAACGCAUGCAGGUCCAAUUCUCGAGGAGCUGAAUCAGUUGGGUCGUGUGAUCCCUGCAGAGUCGUCCGAGUCAGGACUUGUAGGGGACCUCGAGCCCCAACUCAAAGAGCUCGAGUUACUUGUAUCACCAGAAACUGUUGACGGUCCUGACAUGCCGUAUCAAUUGGAAAAAGACCCACUCACUUUACUUCUCUCGUACGAACUCGGAAAGCUCAAGCCACCACCUCCUCCCUCACCGCCAAAACCAGCAAAGCCAAAACGCGAUCGCAAGGCAGAGGCAGAGCGGCGUAAGCAGAGACUUCUGGAUGCCGCAACAGCCUCAGCCUUCCGAGUUCCCAUAGCACCGCGCACGCGUCGUGAGCACGCAGAAGCGGAGGCGUUUGAGGCGGAGGUUCAUGGUGGGUCUUCCGGGGCGGAGUCGACGCCCUUGGAUGAAAGUGGAGAAGGUGAGGGUGAGGAAGGGAGUAUAUCUGCGAAGACCAGACGUGGGACGAAGUGGAAGCGCGAGAAACUUGUGUUGCCUGGUCAGACUGACGUCCCGCCUGUGGUGGAUGAUGUGGAUAUGCAACGCUCGUUUAAUAUGUUCGAUGCUGGUUGGAUCCUUCCGAGUAGCACACGCAGAGGUGGGCGUGCGCCUGUUGAGAAGCAGGACUUGCCUCCACCGCGUAAGAAGCAAAAGACAGGUCCUCCAUCAGAGAGACAACGGUCAACAUUGUCCUACAGCACUCCUGCGACAGAAAAUCGCACCCUGCGCGAGGGUUCCCCGCAUGGAGAAGACACACUUAGCGAAGUGCAACACAAGCGAGAAAGUAGCGAAGCUGUAGACCUGUCUGAUCCAAACCUUUUGAACGCCCAACGUGAUGUAUCUCCUCCAGUACCUACAGAAUCGAGUCUCGAUAUGAGCAACGGAAGCGGAGCGGAGGUACCUCCUGAAUCUGAGCUGGAGCUUGAAUCGGGGACGGAGGGGGAGGCAGAGCCUCAGGAGCACGCGGAGCCCGAGUCUGCUAAACAAGGGACGAAGACGAAGCGUCGACGGUCUCCGCGUCCGCCACCGAUUGUUAUUGAGGAGUUGGAUACACCUGCUACUCGUCGUGCGAAGCAGCAGGCAAGGAAACAACGAAAAGCGGAAGAGCGAGCUCGAGCGGAGAGGGAGCGGCAAGCCGUUGCAGCUCAGGGUCCGCAAGGGAAAGCCGAGGAGGAGAGGAAUAGGGAAGACUUUGUCGUCAUCAAAACGUCUGGUUCUCCGGAUUCGUCUCCAUUAUCCGAAUUGCAGUUACCCGAGGGCGAAGGAGACGGAGACGAAGCAGAUUCAGACCUCACCUCGCUCGACGAAAGCGCCGAGGCAGAGCAGCAAACCGGUGAACGAUAUGUCAGUACUGAGACGGAGGAAGAAAAGACACCUGACGGUCGGCUUGUCGUAAAAGCGGAAGACGCCCGCAAAGCAGCUGUCGCCGCGGGACUUGGACCCGCAAUGAUCCAAAUAAAAGACAAUGAAGUGCUUGAAGGUGGUACACUUGUUUGGGCUAAAGCAGAAACGUAUCCAUGGUGGCCUUCUGUGGUGUUUGAAGAGGACGAUCCGGAAGUACCGCCUAACGUCCUUAGAGACAAGGCGCAGGCACGACCUGGAUCUGGACCUUUGAUUCUUGUAAGAUUCUGGGACCAGCGGAAAUCAUGGCAAUGGCUUCCUCCAGAGAAAAUCCGGCUCAUCGAUUCCGAUAAAGACUGGGACAGGAGAAUGCUCGACGGAGACUCUAAGACCCAGCGGUUUAAGUCGACGAAGGUUCGAGAAUCGUGUAGAGAUGCAUGGAGGCAGGCGAUGGCGGAGAUGGAGACUCAGACGGGAUAUGCUGAAGGCGAGGGUGCUGGGAAGAGUAGUCUGGCUUUGACCGCGGAUGAGGCGAUGAUUGUUGACCAAUAGUCCUUCGGUUUGUAGGAAUCGUUUGUGUAUUGCUGUAUUCAUUAUGACGUGGACGGAACGAUCUGUUAGUUGCUUUCAGCUUUCUGACUUAGUACCUUACUCGUUUCUGGUUAUGUGUAUGACAAAUAUCAUUUUUAU
Messenger RNA from Fomitiporia mediterranea MF3/22, 3845 nucleotides. RefSeq lists its product as uncharacterized. The transcript has 18 exons. NCBI's taxonomy places the organism in Eukaryota, Fungi, Basidiomycota, Agaricomycetes, Hymenochaetales, Hymenochaetaceae. Gene Ontology annotation, cellular component: MOZ/MORF histone acetyltransferase complex. The record is from RefSeq and is a predicted model, not a curated record. Gene Ontology annotation, biological process: regulation of transcription by RNA polymerase II. Gene Ontology annotation, molecular function: protein binding. The coding region runs from base 120 to 3707 and encodes 1195 amino acids.